AUGCCUCAAAAUGACGAUUCACGACCUACUACACCUCCUCCUGCCACACCCGCCACUUCCUACAGUGUCCAGAAAGCGGAUCAGAUUGCCUCGAGAUUCUUUAUCAAAUUUCUUCUUAUUGUCGUAUCCUCACGCUCCACUGUUAUAGAGCAUGGCCCACGCAGCGCUAAAUUUGACAAAUGGACUCCUGAUACAGAUAUCCAUAGAGAUCACAUGCGUACAUUUCGCUCGUUGUCUACGAUGAGCACACUACCGUCCCUCACACUCCAUACGGUCUUGACAAUUCCUGACCUCGGAACAAACAAAGUCCUGGUUGCCCUCGAUUCUGUCGGCUCGAGACUGAGGAUUGAGCCUACACCACGCGCUAUUCUGCUCGAAACCUGGACGCUGACUGCCACCCAGCCUCAGCGAGGUCUGGACGAGAAGCUACAGACCAUGGACGACGAUUUCAAGAAGAGCUUCCAAAGCUUGAUGCAGAGACGACGAGGAAAGGGUGGGCGUGCAGGAGAUGCGAAUCCUCCCGCGGAAGAAUUAGCACAGCUUCCUGAUGAACCCGGACCUGGAGUCAGGAGACCAGGCCUCUCUUUCCGAAGCGGCAAUGCGAUACGCGGUCGGCCUAAUCCAGCAUCAGGAGAGACGGAACCUUUCGCUACGCCACCAGGCGACUCUACAGCUAGCGACGGCUCUGGGUAUGCUGGGAUUGUAGGCCAGCUGGAUUUGGAUUCCCCCGAGGGUCAGCUGCCCGCGUCUCCCUUUGGCCCACGCCCCACGCGGCCUUCCAGCAACCUAGCCACCCACCUUGGUAGUACCGCUACCACAACAAGUUCCAACAACACUCCCACUCGAAGUUCAGAUUCGUCGACGGGGACAACGACCACUACGGGCGCGAGUACGGCGAGCAGAGCCCGUCAACGAGGGCUCGAAGAGGAUGUGGCUGAAGGCCGAUACGAAGGCGACAACGAGAGUAGCUCUCGAGGGCCAAGGUACACGUCUGUGCUAAGACGGGACGCAACACUGCGACCUCAGGACCGGCACUCGAGUGGUUCCAACCCCAACAGUGCUGAUGGUGUAGCGAAAG
This is a messenger RNA of Acaulospora colombiana, 1078 nucleotides long. The record is from the annotation of a GenBank genome assembly. Lineage: Eukaryota; Fungi; Glomeromycota; Glomeromycetes; Diversisporales; Acaulosporaceae.